Molecule: messenger RNA, 330 nt
Organism: Rhizoctonia solani
Lineage: Eukaryota; Fungi; Basidiomycota; Agaricomycetes; Cantharellales; Ceratobasidiaceae
Product: Retrotransposable element Tf2 protein
Exons: 1
Coding region: 1-330 (109 amino acids)
Molecular function (GO): nucleic acid binding
Source: RefSeq, a predicted model, not a curated record
AUGUCUGGAAGCUGCACAGCACUCCCAGGCACUUCAUUCAACUCCAAGUUCCUCAAAGCACUCUACAAAUCUCUGCAAACUGAACCUAGCUACUCUACUGCUUAUCACCCACAAUCUGAUGGACAGACUGAGAUCAGGAACCAAUGGCUAGAGGCUUAUUUGUGCCCUUUCAUCCAUCACAGACUGUCUGAUUGGGUUGAUUGGCUCCCACUGGCAGAAUUUGCUCACAACAAUGCCAGAAGUGAAGCAACAGCCAAACUGCCAAUUGAGAUUGUGUAUGGCUGCUCUCCUGUCAUUUCACUGGUUUUUGUCAUGAGCCUCACCUCCUGA